ACGACCCGGAUCCAGCCUGACAUUCUGCGACUGACCUCAGACUACACGCAUCUUAGCAUUAGCUUCAUUAAUAAUCUGCAGGAAGUCGUUAUCAAUCAACUACAACUGACGGUCGCAUUUUAGCGAUUUAUUCGCCGCACACGAAGCCGAUCCAGGCCGACAAAUAUCAGCGGACAGAGGCAGGAGACAUGGCCACAAUCGAAGAGCUUUCCCCGGUGUCUGUCCGACCCCCGGAGGACGAGAUUGACGACGAUGAAGACGAAGAUCUGGAUGAGACACUGGUGGAGAGGUUGUGGGGCCUGACAGAGAUGUUUCCCGACACAGUGCGUUCAGCUGCUGAGGUGUCGGCAGUUUGCUCCGUCUCACUGGCCAAGAAAAUUUACAGUUUUUCCCGCGCCGCGCUCUGGGUGGGCACUACCUCCUUCAUGAUUCUGGUGUUGCCUGUAGUUUUUGAGACAGAAAGACUACAGCUGGAGCAACAGCAGUUACAGCAGCAGCGACAGAUCCUUCUGGGACCAAACACUGGAAUGUCUGCCGGGAUGCCGGGUAUGAUGCCUCCUGCACCUGGCAAGAUAUGAGCAACAAGGAGAGUAGACACAAGGCUGAGAUCUGCCAGUAGCAUAACGGCAGGGUCGUUCACAAGGAGAGACAGAGGGAUUUACGAAGAAGAGCAAAGAACUGCUGUAAAGAGUUAAAGUUAAAAUUAAAAAUAAAGGCAAAGCUUUUUAUAAAGGAGGAGGAGACACAGGAUGAUAAAAAGCAUCUCUGACACUUCUCUCUCACUGUCUCUCCUUACUCCAACAUCAUGCAGAGACUUAAUUCCUGGAACACUGUUGUCUUUUCAUUUUUUAAAUAAACACACGUAUAGAUGGGUAAGUUAUAAGGAAAAAAAUCAGGAGGUUACCAGUCAUUCUAACUGUUGGCAGUCAGAAGAACCUUAAUAUACUAUGGUUUGUACAUCUAUUUACUGUCAUUUUCUUUAUGGUUCCACUUGUAUUUGAAGACCUAUUUUUUAAUAAAUUAUCUGAAUGAAAGGGGAACUUAAUGUAGACAGUAUUUAUUGAUACGAGUAUCAUCUACAAUAAGGUCUCAAGUGUGACCUUUUUCUACAUGGUGAGAUUCUGACUGUUUGACCCUUGUACAAUGUGUGUCAUUCAAAGUGCAAUGGCUCUUUCUUCAAACUAACCACCGUUCAUGUUUUUAUUAUAUUUUGAUUUUCACCAAUGAAGUGAAUGAAGCAGCAACACCAGAUGUUCUACUGCUCGAAGAGGGAAAGAUGGUUUUGUCACUGUACAUCUACAGGGUGUAAAAUACAACAUUGUGUUGCAAUUUGAGGCAAACAACCUGUCGUUAUUCUUUGGACACAUGAAUGUGGUAUAGUUUGAAGGUUAAUGUAACGUCUCGAUAUUUCCAUUAGAGACACAAAGUUACGUCUUACCUCUGUCUCCGUCUCUUUCUGUUGCCUUUGUUCACAAAGCAAACCUGUCUGUUUUGUUUUCAACAUGACUGUGUUAAUAAAAACUCCGAACCCAA
Molecule: messenger RNA, 1533 nt
Organism: Solea solea (common sole)
Lineage: Eukaryota; Metazoa; Chordata; Actinopteri; Pleuronectiformes; Soleidae
Gene: tomm22
Product: translocase of outer mitochondrial membrane 22 homolog (yeast)
Exons: 4
Coding region: 189-578 (129 amino acids)
Biological process (GO): intracellular protein transport
Cellular component (GO): mitochondrial outer membrane
Source: RefSeq, a predicted model, not a curated record